CCAUGAGCCUGUAGGAGUUUGUUUUGGGUAAAGCGUCAUUUUCCCGACUCUGUGAUGUCUGUGAUGUAAUCUCUUCGUGAGGUCUUAUACAUACACACACACGCAUAUAGAUAGAUUAGAUAGAUGAUAUAUAGAAGAUAGAUAAAUGAUAGAUAAAUAAUAGAUAGAUAGGUAGAUAGAUAAGAUAGAUAAAUGAAGUUUCCUGGGAACACGUGAAGGGGAAGGCAUAGUUCUGCAAGUGAAGGCCCCCUGAAGUGGAAGACAGCAUUGGUACUAAUGGCUAACUCAAGUUUCAUUGGGGAUCAUGUCCAUGGAGCUCCUCAUGCUGUCAUGCCAGAAGUGGAAUUCCCUGACCAAUUCUUUACAGUUCUAACCAUGGACCAUGAACUGGUGACACUCAGGGAUGUGGUCAUCAACUUCUCUCAGGAGGAAUGGGAAUAUCUGGAUUCUGCUCAGAGGAACUUGUACUGGGAUGUGAUGAUGGAGAACUACAGCAACUUACUCUCACUGGAUUUGGAGUCCAGGAAUGAGACUAAGCAUUUAUCUGUAGGAAAAGAUAUUAUUAAAAACACUGGUUCUCAGUGGGAGGUAAUGGAAAGUAGCAAGUUACGUGGCCUUGAAAGUUCCAUUUUCAGAAAUGACUGGCAAAGCAAAAGCAAGAUUGAAGUACAAGGACCUGAAGUGGGAUAUUUCAGUCAAAUGAAAAUCAUCCCUGAAAAUGUGCCCAGUUACAAAACUCAUGAAUCUCUUACUUUACCUCAGAGAACUCAUGACAGUGAGAAGCCCUAUGAAUACAACAAAUAUGAAAAGGUCUUCAGUUGUGACUUAGAGUUUGAUGAAUAUCAGAAAAUACAUACUGGUGGAAAAAACUAUGAAUGUAAUCAAUGUUGGAAAACCUUUGGGAUAGAUAACUCCAAUAUGUUACAACUGAAUAUUCAUACUGGUGUGAAACCUUGUAAAUAUAUGGAAUAUGGGAAUACAUGUAGUUUUUAUAAAGACCUUAAUGUAUACCAGAAAAUUCAUAAUGAGAAGUUCUAUAAAUGUAAGGAAUACAGAAGGACCUUUGAAAGAGUUGGAGAAGUUACUCCACUUCAAAGAGUUCAUGAUGGUGAGAAACACUUUGAAUGCUCAUUCUGUGGGAAAUCCUUUAGAGUGCAUGCACAACUUACUCGACAUCAGAAAAUCCAUACUGAUGAGAAAACUUACAAAUGUAUGGAAUGUGGCAAGGACUUCAGAUUUCAUUCACAGCUUACCGAACAUCAGAGAAUUCAUACUGGUGAGAAACCCUACAAAUGUAUGCACUGUGAGAAGGUUUUUAGAAUUAGUUCACAGCUCAUUGAACAUCAGAGAAUUCACACUGGUGAGAAACCUUAUGCAUGUAAGGAAUGUGGGAAAGCUUUUGGAGUAUGUAGAGAACUUGCUCGUCAUCAGAGAAUUCAUACUGGUAAGAAACCCUAUGAAUGCAAAGCAUGUGGAAAGGUCUUUAGAAAUAGUUCAUCCCUGACUAGACAUCAGAGGAUUCAUACUGGUGAAAAACCCUAUAAAUGUAAAGAAUGUGAGAAAGCAUUUGGAGUAGGUAGUGAACUUACUCGACAUGAAAGAAUUCACAGUGGUCAAAAACCUUAUGAAUGUAAGGAGUGUGGAAAGUUCUUUAGACUUACGUCAGCCCUUAUUCAACAUCAAAGAAUUCAUAGUGGUGAGAAACCUUAUGAAUGUAAGGUAUGUGGGAAGGCCUUUAGACAUAGUUCAGCCCUUACAGAACAUCAGAGAAUUCAUACUGGAGAAAAACCCUAUGAAUGCAAGGCAUGUGGGAAGGCCUUUAGACAUAGUUCAUCCUUUACCAAACAUCAGCGCAUUCAUACUGAUGAUAAACCCUAUGAAUGUAAGGAAUGUGGGAAUUCCUUUAGUGUUGUUGGGCAUCUUACUUGCCAACCGAAAAUUUACACUGGUGAGAAAUCAUUUGACUGAAAUAAAUGUAUAAAGUGGUUUUCUAUUUCUGAUUUUCACAGGAAAAUACUGUGGAUGGAUUUAAUAGGUAAUCAAGGCAAUUCAGUAUCUCCUUCUUUUAAAGUCUGUUUUUAAACUUCAUGGUCAUUCUAUGUAGACGUAGAAUUGCUUAGUCACAGCUGAUAUAUACUUACAGCUUUGUUAGAUGUUGCCAAAUAUUUCUCCUUUUUAUGUUAAAAAGAGUUUUUUUCAUGAGUUUCUCAUCCUGGCAUGUUUUGUUUACAAUAGCUUUUGAUGUCUGUAUUAUUGCUCUUUUGACUAUUCAGUUUUUUAAUUGUAAUAUUCACUAUCUUUUCUGCAUUGUAAUUCUUUGCUUGUGAUAUCUAUACUUAUUUUCCUCCAGAGAGUUAGAACUCCUAGUCAGAUGCUAUGUAUUUUUACAGUCUUACAGAUCAUUUUGUGUAAUGUUCUUGUUGUGUUUUGUUUUGAAUGAUAGAAGUGUGAUCUCCUUUCCAUUUUCAUCAAAUUGUUGACUUCUCUUUAAAUUUCUACUUUAUUUUGAUAUAACGUAUUCCCCCCCAAAAAAACACAUACAUAGGAACUGGUUAUAUUCCACCAUAACACACACACACUAUAUACAUAUUGUGGGGAAAAGAAAGAGAGAUCAGAUUGUUACUGUGUCUGUGUAGAAAGAAGUAGACAUAGGAGACUCCAUUUUGUUCUGUACUAAGAAAAAUUCUUCUGCCUUGAGAUGCUGUUAAUCUGUAACCCUACCCCCAACCCUAUGCUCCCUGAAACGUGCUGUGUCAACUCAGGGUAAAAUGGAUUAAGGACUGUGCAGGGUGUGCUUCGUUAAACAAAUGCUUGAAGGCAGCAUGCUCGUUAAGAGUCAUCACCACUCCCUAAUCUCAAACCACUCCCUAAUCUCAAGUACCCAGAGACACAAAACACGCGGAAGGCCGCAGGGACCUCUGCCUAGGAAAGCCAGGUAUUGUCCAAGGUUUCUCCCCACGUGAUAGUCUGAAAUAUGGCCUCGUGGGAAGGGAAAGACCUGACCGUCCCCCAGUCCGACACCCGUAAAGGGUCUGUGCUGAGGAGGAUUAGUAAAAGAGGAAGGAAUGCCUCUUUGCAGUUGAGAUAAGAGGAAGGCUUCGGUCUCCUGCUCGUCCCUGCGCAAUGGAAUGUCUCGGUGUAAAGCCCGAUUGUAUAUUCCAUCUACUGAGAUAGAGGAAAACUGCCUUACGGCUGGAGGUGGGACAUGCUGGCAGCUCCUUAAGAUAUUGAGAUGUUUAUGUAUAUGCACAUCAAAAGCAGCACUUUUUUCUUAACUUUGUUUAUGAUGCAGAGACAUUUGUUCAUGUGUUUACCUUCUGACCUUCUCUCCACUAUUACCCUAUUAUCCUGCCACGCCUGAUAAUGAUCAAUAAAUACUAAGGGAACUCAGAGGCCGGUGCCGGCGUGGAUCCUCUAUAUGCUGAACGCCAGUCCCCUGGGUCCCUUUUUCUUUCUCUAUACUUUGUCUCUGUAUCUCUUUCUUUUCCAAGUCUCUCGUUCCACCUAAAGGCAAACACCCACAGUUGUGGAGGGGCAACCCACCCCUUCACAUAUAGUGUAUAUAGUGUGUGUGUGAUGUAUACUAUCUAUAUCACAUAUACUAUAUGUGUGUAUAUAGUGUGUGAUGUAUGCUAUAUAUACUCACAUGCACUAUAUAACACUAUAUACACACACAAUAUAUGUAUAUAUAGUAUAUACACUAUAUACUGGGUACUAUAUAUAUAUACACACACACAUAUAUAUGUGUGUGUGUAUAUAUAGUGUGUAUGUGUGUUAUAUUGGAAUAUAACCAGUUCCUUUAAGCAGUCUUUUUACCUGCAGGCUGUACCAACCAGGAUCCAAAUGAAGAGAACUCUUAAAUAUUUGAUAAAACUACUCACCCAGUAAGUCUCUUAAAAUUUAUCAUUCUCUUAAAUUAUCAUUCUUAAAUUUGUCAAACACCUUUAAAAGGGGAGAAAAAAUGACCACUGAACUUGCAUUAAGAGGAUUUACAACUAUAUAUUAACAUGGCUUCAAUUGUUUUUUAAUCUAUUAUCAUUAUUUUUCUUUUUAUUCCCUCUCAGAGUUGCCUUACUAGGUUUGGGCAUUUCAACAAUCAGCAGACCUUCUUUGGUUUAACUAAUCUCAUUUAACUCCAAAAUCAUCUCUCUUAGGACUGCUGACUUGGUUAUGCAGUCAAUGAGAUCACGAGCCACUGGUUAUUAGAUUUUUUUUUUUUUUUUUUUUUUUUUUUGAGACAGAGGUUUGCUCUUGUUGCCUAGGCUGGAGUCCAGUGGCACGAUCUUGGCUCACCUCAACCUUUGCCUUCCAGGUUCAAGCUAUUCUCCGGCUCAGCCUCCCGAGUAGCUGGGAUUACAGCUGGGAUUAUCAUGCCCGGCUAAUUUUGUAUUUUUAGUAGAGACGGGAUUUCUCCAUGUUGGUCAGUCUGGUCUUGAACUCCCGCCUGCCUCAACCUCCCAAAGUGCUGGGAUUACAGGCAUGAGCCACCGCACCCAGCCUGGUUAUUGGAUUUAUUUAUUUAUUUUGAGAUAGAGCCUUGUUCUGUCGCCAGGCUGGAGUGCAGUGGCGUCAUCUCAGCUCACUGCAACCUCCACCUCCCAGAUUCAAGCGAUUUCCCUGCCUCAGCCUGCCAAGUAGCUGGGAUUACAGGCAUGCGCCACCAUGCCCGGCUAAUUGUAUUUUAGUAAAGACGGAGUUUCACCAUGUUAGCCAAGACAGUCUCAAUUUCCUGACCUUGUGAUCCCCCCGCCUCGGCCUCCCAAAGUGCUGGGAUUAUAGGUGUGAGCCACCAUGCCUGGCCGGUUAUUUGAUUUUUAUAAGAAAAUUUUACUAUUAUUUUCAGAUAAAUUUAUGUCACCGUCAUUCAUUACAUUUUAAUUUUUGAAACUGGUGUCUUUCCCAGAAUUUAUGUACUCUAUAAAGGUGUGAAUGAUUACCAGUAUUAAGCCACUUUCUCAUCUGAUAUAUUGAGCUAUGUUUUAUGUAAAUAUUGCUUAUUCAAGUAGUUUUAAAAGAUAUGUAGUUGGUUGUUUCAUGUCCCACAUGGUAAGAACAAGAGUAUGUUAACCUUUUUGUCAGGAUAUUUGCUAUUUCGUAUCUUUGAAAUAGAGUAGUAGCUCUAUUUCUAACUAAAUUCUAUUAAUGUGACAACACAGCUAAUUUACUCUUGGAUCUCAUUUUACCUUUUUAUCCUGAGUUACCAUCAGUGCUAAUGUUCCUCUUUUUGGUAUAGUUCUCCAGGAGAACUUGUCCUGUAUUUCUUUGUGUGUGUUUUUUUUCCUUUCAGCUUAAACAAAUUAAAACUAAAUAUCUAAACCUUCUAUACAGACAUUAAAAUUAGUGAGAGAACAAAA
Pongo pygmaeus (Bornean orangutan) is the source of this 5354-nucleotide messenger RNA. RefSeq names its product zinc finger protein 529 (gene ZNF529). Gene Ontology annotation, molecular function: RNA polymerase II cis-regulatory region sequence-specific DNA binding; DNA-binding transcription repressor activity, RNA polymerase II-specific. Gene Ontology annotation, biological process: regulation of immune system process; negative regulation of transcription by RNA polymerase II; regulation of cytokine production. Gene Ontology annotation, cellular component: nucleoplasm. The record is from RefSeq and is a predicted model, not a curated record. Bases 277 to 1968 code for a protein of 563 amino acids. Lineage: Eukaryota; Metazoa; Chordata; Mammalia; Primates; Hominidae. The transcript has 5 exons.